UCAACAAAACUGAAGAGGAAUUCCUUUAUCUUGCUGAAGGUACUUGCUUCACAAGAUGGGCUAAGAGAACUAUUGAGCGUGCAAAACAGACUAUUGCACAAGGUGACAGCACGGUGGAGAACAAUGGGAGGUAUGGCCCAAGGUUUUUGGCUAAUAUACAAAAACCUCUGCUGCCUACAUUGCCGCUUUGGUCUGGCAUCAUGCUUGGAAACCUUAAGAGACACGGAACGUCGGCUCCAUACCACAGGUACACAUUCACAGAAGGAAUAAGGGCAACUAGCAAAACAACUGGCGUACAGGAGGGGAGGUUCAACCAGCUAAAGACGUUAAUUCUUCGACGAAAAUCUCGGAACCGAGUUGAUGUGUUCUCCGAGAGGUUGAGAGAGACAACAAAAGCGUUGCAGACGCUUGCUCUGAAAGACGCUCGUAAAAAAAGACAAAGAGAGUCAGGGGAAAGAGGACCAUCCGCGUUGAGGAGACUUGGGACAAAAUACAACGCGAACCGUCCCAAAUGCAAAACAAGAAGCAUGGAAAAUACCAACAAAAACCAAUGAAGCCAAUCCCAGUUACCAAAUCUGUCAAGAGAAAGUCAAGUAACAGAAGUGAUGAGGAUGAAGACGAUAUAUCUCCAAGAAAGAGAAAGUCGGUUAAGUCAAAGACAGCUACAGGAAAGAGGACCGUCCUCGUCGAGGAGAAUUGCAACAAGACGGAACACGAGCAAUUGCAAAUGCAAGACCAAAAGCAUGGAAAACAUCAACAAUCCCCAACGAAGCCAAUCCCAGUUACCAAACCUGUCAAGCGAAAGUCAAGUAACAGAAGUGAUGAGGAUGAAGGCGAUGUAUCCCCACAAAAAAGAGAGUCCCCAACGAAGCCAAUCCCAGUUACCAAACCUGUCAAAGGAAGGUCAAAUAACAGCAAUGAUGAGGAUGAAGACGAUGUAUCCCCCCAAAAGGGAAAGGUAUGUGUUGUAUUAUAUAAACCUGAGCGGUAUAUUUCACCCACACUGUUCUCUUUCUCGGCUAAGUCAAAGACAGCUAGCAAAAAGAGGACCAACCUCGUCGAGGAGAAUUGCGACAACAUGCAACACGAACAAUUGAAAAUGCAAGAAAAAAAGCAUUGGAAAUAUCAACAGUCCCCAAUGAAGCCAAUACCAGUUACCAAACCUUUCACACAAAAGUCAAGGAACAGAAGUGAUGAGGAUGAGGACGAUGUAUCAUCCCGAAAUAAAAAGUAUAAGACGUCUACACAAGCUUCAGAAACGUGGAUUGGAAAAGCGUCCCAGAGAGGAACCAAAAAGACUGAGAAAACAAGUCCAGAGCGUACAACAAGCGUUGGCAGGGAAACUAAUAAUAUCAUUCCAGACUUAUAA
This is a messenger RNA of Anneissia japonica, 1369 nucleotides long. RefSeq lists its product as uncharacterized. Bases 512 to 1369 code for a protein of 285 amino acids. Lineage: Eukaryota; Metazoa; Echinodermata; Crinoidea; Comatulida; Comatulidae. The record is from RefSeq and is a predicted model, not a curated record. The transcript has 5 exons.